Molecule: messenger RNA, 1162 nt
Organism: Telopea speciosissima
Lineage: Eukaryota; Viridiplantae; Streptophyta; Magnoliopsida; Proteales; Proteaceae
Exons: 2
Coding region: 103-1083 (326 amino acids)
Cellular component (GO): chloroplast
Source: RefSeq, a predicted model, not a curated record
GAGGGACUGGUCCUGGAGUCCGAGUACACUUUUAAGUUUGAAAACCAGAACUUGAAAUGCGCCUCCACUCCACUUCAGCCUAGGGCACAAUUUUCGUCUCCAAUGGUUGCCAUUUCUGACGCAGCGGCGAUAGCCUUCUCGCCUGCAAAUACCCUUCUUAAAACCUCAAGUAAACUUCACUGUUCUAUCUCGCCGCCACAAUUUUGCGUCAGGGUCCAGCGCUUCCCAGUGUUUCUAUCUUUCAACUCAUUCUCUCGUUUCUUGCAACAGGGUGCUUCACCAGCAUCAUCUCCUUUCAGAUUUUCCACUGCCACAUCAACGAUUUCAAAUGGGGUUUCUGAUUCAGUGGAAACUGAAGAUCUCCUCUUCUUGUCUGAGACCGAACGACACAGUCCCAUCAGGUACAUAUUCUGGGUUUUGGUGUGCACUUCUGUUUCCCUCGCUUUGUUCGCUGCAAGUGGGCCUGCUCGUGCUGCUGCCGCUGAUUCUAUUAGGGCCUCAAGCUCUGGAUUGAGGAUAGCGAGCGCGCUUCGGAACACGGGGUGGCCCGACCAGGCCAUAGUCUUCGCCCUCGCGACUCUUCCCGUACUUGAGCUUCGCGGAGCUAUCCCGGUUGGUUAUUGGAUGCAGCUCAAGCCCAUUAGCCUAACCCUCUUAUCUGUUAUUGGGAACAUGGUCCCUGUUCCUUUUAUUGUACUCUACUUGAAGAGGUUUGCAUCUUUCCUCGCUCGGAAGAGCCCGUCGGCUUCACGGUUCCUUGACCUGCUGUUCGAGAGGGCCAGAGAGAAAGCCGGCCCUGUAGAAGAAUUCCAAUGGAUCGGUCUGAUGUUGUUUGUAGCAGUGCCAUUCCCUGGAACUGGUGCGUGGACUGGAGCCAUUAUAGCUUCGAUACUAGAUAUGCCCUUCUGGUCUGCCGUCUCUGCAAAUUUCUGCGGGGUUGUCUUGGCUGGGCUUUUGGUAAACUUACUUGUAAACCUUGGUCUUAAGUAUGCUUUAGCUAGUGGCAUUGUUCUCUUUUUUAUUUCUACAUUCAUGUGGAGUUUCUUGAGAAGUGUUAAGAAGUCUCUGGGUUCAUCAAACUGAUUUGGUGCUUCUAAAUUCUAAUUGAUGUAUGACUCAAAUAUUUUCUAGAGCAUCAAAGUGAUAUUAUCUUUAGAUUUAC